AUGGCGCCCAAAUCUAAGAUCAUAUUGGACACUGAUCCAGGUGUCGACGAUGUCAUGGCCCUUCUCUUGGCCCUCAGCGCCUCUCCCGAGGAGCUUGAGCUGGCCAUGAUCUCAGUCACAUAUGGCAACGUCCCUCUACAAUGCUGCCUUCGCAACGUAGCUGCGUUGUACCACGUCCUUGAGAAGGAGUUCGCGUGGAGAAAGUCCCAGGGUCGCCCAGAAGGCUAUGAGACCCUGAGAGCUCACAAGACCAUCGUGGCUGCGGGUGCCGAACAUUCACUGGCAGAUCCUGUCUUGGCUGCUGAUUACUUCCAUGGUGCUGAUGGAUUGCACAACGUUCAUGAUAUCCACACUGACUUGAGCCCCGCUGAAACUUGGAAGGCUCUCUUCGAUAAGGAAGAUGCCAAUGACCACACCUCAUCGUACCCAUACUUUCUUCCAUCCAAGGAGCCCGCUCACAAAGAGAUGCUGCGUCUUCUUAGAGAGAACCCUGCAGACACCAUCAGCAUUCUCGCCGUUGGGCCCCUCACAAACGUUGCGCUGGCCGCUACCGAGGACCCUGAGACGUUCCUCAAGGUCAAGGAGCUGGUAGUCAUGGGCGGAGCCGUCGAGGUCCCUGGUAACGUCACUCCCUCAGCAGAGUUCAACACCUAUGCGGAUCCCCUUGCCGCCGCUCUUGUCUAUGCCCUUUCAUCGCCUAACCCUGCAUCGACGAUGCCCCCUAUUCCCAGCACCGUCUCGAUUAAGCCGUACCCUGCGAAGCUCUCUCGCCGGCUUACAGUAACCCUGUGCCCACUGGACAUCACGGAACGCCAUGCCAUCAACAAGAAUUACUUCGCCGAGAAGGUUCAGCCUUACAUCGAUGCCGGCAGCCCUCUUGCUCGAUGGUCCAGCCACUUCAUCAACGGAGCUUUCAACAAGAUCGACUCUAUGGAGGGUGAUGGCAACGAGCCGGCCCUGGCGCUGCAUGAUCCCUUCACCGUCUGGUAUAUGCUGACCCACGACGAUCCUCGAUGGAAGGUGCCCGCGAAGCCCGAAGAUCUCCGAGUGGAGACAGUUGGACAGUGGACUAAAGGAUCAUAUAUCCUGGACAAGCGUGUUAGAUCGAAGCCCGGCGAGGCUGCUCUGGUGGAUCUGUCGGAGGACCUUGAUGCUGAUCCCCAUCUCGUCACCCUGGAUGAGGUCCCUGGUGACACAAUGGGAUGGCUGAGUGUUCGCAAGGGAAACAGAAUCAGACGGGUGAUUGGAACUCCCGGAGAGCACACCUUCAAGGAGGUCUGGAUGCAGCGCGUAUUUGGGUAG
Trichoderma asperellum CBS 433.97 is the source of this 1302-nucleotide messenger RNA. RefSeq lists its product as uncharacterized. The record is from RefSeq and is a predicted model, not a curated record. Gene Ontology annotation, cellular component: cytosol. Gene Ontology annotation, biological process: purine nucleoside catabolic process. Lineage: Eukaryota; Fungi; Ascomycota; Sordariomycetes; Hypocreales; Hypocreaceae. Gene Ontology annotation, molecular function: purine nucleosidase activity.